Molecule: messenger RNA, 525 nt
Organism: Candidozyma duobushaemuli
Lineage: Eukaryota; Fungi; Ascomycota; Pichiomycetes; Serinales; Metschnikowiaceae
Exons: 1
Coding region: 1-525 (174 amino acids)
Source: RefSeq, a predicted model, not a curated record
AUGGAGUUUCCACCAAGUGAGAUCAAGGCCCUAGUCGAGGAGAUCGCUCAAAUACUCCGCUCCAAAAACCAGACUCUUGCGAUCUCAGAGGCAGCAUGCGGUGGUCUUCUCUCCGCUUAUCUCGUUUCUGUUCCAGGAGCUUCGGACUUCUACAUUGGAGGUAAGCUCGUGUACUCUGUUAGACAGAGAUUGAGACUCUCGGGAUGGUCAAAUGAGGACAUUUCCAGCUAUGUGGGUCCUUCUAAACAGGUUGCCUUGAAAUUGGCCCGCACUACAAAGUACGACUUGGGUUCGACGUAUGUGCUUUCCGAGACGGGUUUUGCCGGUCCAACUACCGAUUUGCAUCUCCAGACAAGCAGCAAUCUUGACGCUGGAGUUGGCACAGUGUACUUUGGAGUCAGCGGCCCUACUGGAGACCACGCCGAGGAGUUAUCUACGGGAAAUGGUGAUAGAUCAACGAACAUGACCGAGUUUGCUCGCUUGGGCCUCAAAUUCUUGUUGAAAACGCUCAAGGAGGGUAAAUGA